Porites evermanni is the source of this 5264-nucleotide messenger RNA. NCBI's taxonomy places the organism in Eukaryota, Metazoa, Cnidaria, Anthozoa, Scleractinia, Poritidae. The record is from the annotation of a GenBank genome assembly.
AUGGAUCGGUUGAAGUACUGGAGUUGGUGGGUAUAUUUCACCUCAAGACGGAAACCUUCGGUGCUAAAAACUGGUAGGAGAUUUCCGUAGAUGCUAUAUCUUUCUUUGUUGAGAUUUUUUCGAAAAGAGAAGGGCAAAUACACAGUAAUUUUGAUAAAUAGAUGCUAUUUAAUCUGGCCCCGCAUUCAGCAUAAAGUUGUUCUUCUAGUUUUGCAAAUUGUAUUUGCCGCAGGUUUUUGAUUACUGAGUUUCUUGCUACUGAAGCUUUGGGCGAGAAUACCCUUUCAGAUAGGAGAUAGUCCGUCGGCCGGCAGUUUUCCUCUAUUUGUGCGUCAACUUUCACAAAUGUGUUAGCGUCGCAUUUUAAGGUUGAAUUUGACCAGCUAAUUGUGCAGCGAGUUCUACGGUCACGAUUGACUUCAAAACUUGCAAAACAUAAAACUAGAGAGCUCUGAGGCUUAUUUGCUGAAGUUAGAGAAAAAUCUAUCUUAGGGUUUCGAAGUUAUUGACAUUUUUUGUAAUAAUGCGGUUUUAAAUAUGUGCCGAUAUUUCAAACUUUUUUAUACCUGCAAAAAGGUAAAUAACAUUUUCCUUAAGUUCGACCAUUGUUUAUUAAGGAUGCCAAAAAUCAUAGAAAUCGGUUAAACAUUUCCUGCCGAAAAAGGCGAUUCAAAAACAUAACCAACACGCAUAUAAAUAGAUUCGGUUGCCCGUUCCUAUAUAUAUACGUGUUGGUUACGUUUUUGAUUCGCGUUUUUCAGAAUGAAAGAUUCAACCGAUUUCUACGAUUUUUUGCAAUUCUUAAUAAAUAAUAAUGGAACUUUAAGAAAACUUUAUUUAUUUUCUUAUAGGUAUAAAAACGUUUGACAUAUCGGCAUAUAUUUGAAACAUCAUUUUUACGAAAAAUGAAAAUAACUUCGAAAUCCCACGACAGAUUUUUCCCUAACUUCAGCAAAUAAGCCUCAGAGGUCUCUAGUUUGAUGUCUGCAAGUUUGAAGGCAAUCUUGACCGUAGAAAUCGCUCCACAAAAUGUUGGUCAAAUUUAAUGCUAAAAUGAUAGGCUAACACAUUUGGUUGUCCCUAAAUAAAAUUAAACGGAAAAUUAAACGCCUAUUUAAUUUGAGCUGGGUACUUCUACCGGCUAAUAAAAUCAUUUUCUCAAGUGUUGUUAACGUAUAAAAUUCGACACUCGCUGAGCUUGUCGAUAAAAGCAGAAAAGAACUGAUUGUCAAAACCGUGAUAAAAAGAGUUUAAAUUAUUUCCGGUUUUCCUGAGGUUUGUAGAAAAUUAGGCUGUGCCUUUUUUUAUAGGUGUUUUGUAACUGUGUACAUGUAAGUUUUCGUAUAGUUUUUAUGUAGUUAGGCUUCCCGUUUGGUGCAUAAAAUUAUCGGGCGCUGGAGUCAUUCUUCGCUCUCACAAGUUUUAUAAUCAGUUACUCUGUCUUUUGCCUCUACCGGUUUUGUACCAUCUAACUGUUUUCUCCGAGAGCAAGUACUCUUCAUCCUUUACUUCAAAACAUGGGCAAUCUGUAUAGUCGAAGAGGGCACAAGUCAAUCAAUCUUUCUGUAUUAAACAGCAACAAAGUUGCUUUUGUCAUGCAUGAGAGCCAGAAGGUGGCAUCUAAAUUAUGUAUGAUCAGAAGCUUUAUUUGUCAUUUCUGAAGUGUAUUUAUUACUUCUUUGUGAGUGGGACAAAUUAACUGUGUUUGUGGGUCAGUGCUUGUGUUAGCUACAGAGUCAUGUGUUUAAGUUGGUUAGUGUUCUUCUCUGAAACGGUCUAUCUGAAUCACAUUGUUUUUCCAACGUAAGAUGGGCUUGAUUAGCACUAUUAUUGUAUUCGGUGUUUUAGAGAUCCAAAGCAACAAUGUACCUGUAGAUAAUAAACCUUACCAAGAUAUAUUCUAAAUCAAAUUAAUAAAACAUAUACCUGUACUUUCUUGGGUAAUGAAUUUUGUUUUCAAAUGUCACAUUUUUUCAAUCCUUCAUCCACUCACCUCAGACUAAACAAAAACUCCAUAAGCCUCUGAUGUUACGGUUUUUUUUUUUUUUUUUACAUAUAAGCAGCUUCUUUUUUUUCUUUGGGAACAGCGUUAAUGUUUAUUUCAGAGGCGAUUUACAGUAUUCCCUAUCCAUAUCAUUAACACUACACAGAAACUUAAACUUUGUUUCAUCCUAAAAAAAAGUCAGUAUUUCAAAGAUAAUAUAUUUCUAAGUUUUAUUAAGCCUUGGGGAAGACAAGUGUUUCCUCGUAAAAAGGAUAAGAGAAGGUUCUACUAUUAACCAGGAGAGUUUGCUUCCCAGUUGUAUUCUACUAGUUAACAAUUAUCGGUUUAACAUAACAUUUUUAAAAGCGUUGCAGUUCGCUUUUUCAAAGACCUGACUGAAAAUGUACCUUGGGUCAUUGUACAUUUAUACCUGAAAAUAACAAAACAACUUGCUUCACUAUCAAACUUGACUUGAAAAAGUUAGAAACGGUGUUUGGUGGUCCGCAAGCAAAUUUCCUUUCUCUGCUGUGAGCUUUUGUCCGCUCAGCGGGGAAAUGUAAAACGUUUUUACAUUUCUCAAAUACGGCUUCUUCUCACUGGUUGUCCGUAAAUAAAAUUGAAGGGAAAAUUAAACGCUUAUUUAAUUUGAGCUGGUUACUUCUACCGGCUAAUAAGACCAUUUUCUCAAGUGUUGUUAACUUAUACAAUUCGACACUCGCUCAGUUUGUCGAUAAAAGCAGAAAAGAGCUGAUUGUCAAAACCGUGAUAAAAAGAGUUAAAAUUAUUUCCGGUUUUCUUGUGGUUUGUAGAAAAUUAGGCUGUGCCUUUUUAUAGGUGUUUUGUAGUUGUAUACAUGUAAGUUUUCGUAUAGUUUUUAUGUAGUUUGGCUUCCCGUUUGGUGCAUAAAAUUAUCGGGCGCUGGAGUCAUUCUUCGCUCUCACAAGUUUUAUAAUCAGUUACUCUGUCUUUUGCCUCUACCGGUUUUGUACCAUCUAACUGUUUUCUCCGAGAGCAAGUCCUCUUCAUCCUUUACUUCAAAACAUGGGCAAUUUGUAUAGUCGAAGGCAGAGAUAUGAAAUAUCCGAUGAAAAGUAAGACGCGCAAAACAUCGGAUGUAAGAGGUUGAAUGGCUCUCGAUAAUGUGACGUCACAUUUUUCCACCAUGUUGGAACCAGUCUUUCUAUUAUCCAUGCGUCAAUUUUACAAGACCCGUAGCUAGCGGGGAGGCCAAGGGGGCAGCUGCCCCCUGGACCUGUUGAGCCAGACUCAUCAAGUCUGUGGAUGGAGUUGUUUUCUUUAGACUCAGUUAUUUUGAUUAUAGUGACUUGCAAUUGUUUGCCAUUUUCAGGUUCGAGGUCGAUUUUUCGGAGACAUAUCCCAUGACAAGUGCUAAAAAUACCGUUUCGGAGCCUCCAAACUUGAAACUUUUCUGGGGGAGGACACCCCGAGACCCCAAUACAAGGCGCGUGCCCUCGGCGCUCGAGCUUAUGCGCCCCGUUACAAAAAAUUUAGUUUCGGCCCUGUUUACGCGUCAGCGGAAACCCGCCUUAUAGAGGUUUGCUUGGUUGCAUUGACCGUGAGGUCAGUCUGCGAACGAGAAAAGGAGAAAAGAAAGUGGGGGACUAUACAUGCUACUCUCUCCCCAUUAAAACAGGAGAGUGAUACUUGCGGAGGAGAUCUCACAGUACCAGACGAAUUUUCCACCCCCUGAAAAAUUUGACCGGACAAUUUGUUCAUAAGGGACUUUAAACUUCUAGACGUCUGAUUUCUUUGUACGGUUAAGGUAGUUCCGUGUGAACAGAAAACCUUAACGCAUAAACUUCAACCGGUUGAAAAAUUGUCUUGCGCAGUGCCUUGUGAACAUAAUUCUACAAUUAUUUUGGGACUUUAGUUAUGAGGUUAUACUUAACUCCAAAAAAUAUAGGGCUAAUUAGUAGACUAUUGCAGCUGCAACUGUCAGAACUAUUUAGAACAUUAACCCAAGCGUCACGUUCACUCUUGCUCUUAAAAGGGUGAGAAAUUAAGGAAAGGGAACCAUUUACCGGGAGUACAUACAAAACUUGAUUUGAACCGUUUUCACUGAAAGUUUAUCCUUAUUAAUUAUGACUCAAAACGUUUACGUUGAGCAAAGAAACCCUUGACGUCAGUCUAGGGAAUAAAUCCGUCGUAAACUUGAGCAAAAAAAUUUCAGCUUCCUUCAAGGCAACCAACCAGCUCAGUAUUUGUUGGAAAGGUAAGCGCUAUGUUAGAGGUUGUUGUGAGAAAAAACAACGUUAAGCCCGGCUUUAAAACAAUUCCUCUCCUCGCUAAUCGCGAAGUCAUCUUGCCAAUAGUCACCACCGCACAGUUAAGCCUCACUGAAUUUUGUCUUCCUUUUAAAGAGAAGCUUCAGCCGAGUGCAGCGCAUGGUAUGCUGUAUCCCUUACUAUAACUGUUGCUGUGGUCGCAGUGAACCUCCUAUCAAUUAUUCUUUUUAUAAAGAACAGUAAUCUUUGCACUCGUGCCAUGUACUUGGUUAUAAACUUGACCGUGGUUGAUAUGUUUGUUGAAGGAGUAGCCACUUUCGCUAUAGUAUUUCAUUUUCUCCUCUACGGUUGUGAAGUUGGAAAUAAAUUCAUAUUCCACUCUAAACAGUUUCUUGCUGCGCAGGAAUGGCAACCUUUUCUUGUGCUUCUCAUGAUCGACAUCUGGCUUUCUCUCACCUCUGUGGCAGGCAUUGCAGUAAUUUCUUUAGAUCGGAUGCAUGCGACGUUUCGUCCAUUCAGGCAUCGCAACAUCAAAAAAUGGGCCUACGGGGUAGCAAUAGGUGGCGUCUGGAUUUUAACUGCAAUGUUAAUUCCCUUUCCGUUAACACGUCUGGAUGGAAACUUGCACUCGUACUUAUGGCUGUCAUAUCGUUGCCUUUGCCUUUUUGUUAUCUUUAUUUCUUACACCUCCAUUGCUUUAAAAUUUUGGUGUGGAACCCCGUCCUCCGUCCCAUGGUGCGGCCAAUAGACAAAGAAAACUGACUGUGACAUUAUCCAUAAUGACCAUUAUAUCUUUGCUGCUGUGCUUACCAUAUGUUGUAUGUAAUUUUGUUCCUUUUUUUGUUCUAGAUACUAGGUUUUCUUUCCUGACAUAUGUACGCUUGAGAUCAUCUUUUACUCUUCUACGCCACACAAACUCGCUUGUUAAUCCCAUUAUUUACAUAAUCAGGAUUCCAGAGUUCAGAAAAGCUCUUCUGAUAUUAUUUAAACGUCGACAAAGACAAAAUGUUGCUAUUCCUCUUCAUGCCCGUUAG